Sporothrix brasiliensis 5110 is the source of this 3753-nucleotide messenger RNA. RefSeq lists its product as uncharacterized. Gene Ontology annotation, cellular component: catalytic step 2 spliceosome. Lineage: Eukaryota; Fungi; Ascomycota; Sordariomycetes; Ophiostomatales; Ophiostomataceae. Bases 1 to 3753 code for a protein of 1250 amino acids. The record is from RefSeq and is a predicted model, not a curated record. The transcript has 2 exons. Gene Ontology annotation, biological process: regulatory ncRNA-mediated post-transcriptional gene silencing; negative regulation of RNA catabolic process.
AUGAGCACCGCAGUCGUGGCAGCCAUCACAGUCACCGCUCCCACCGAGAAGACGACGAUCGUCACCGGCACGAACAUCGUGAGCGAGAAAGGGGAGAUCACGGCCGGGACCGCGACAGACAUCAUGACAAGAAGUCUCGCCAUGAUCAGCCAAAAGGGGGGCCGGACGACAGAGAUAGGGAUAGGUACUCGAGUCGCCACAGCCGUCACAACCACCGUGAAGACCUGCAGCAUCGAGAGCGUCCGGGGCACGGAGGUGGACGCGCAUCUCAUGACGAAAAGCGGUCUCGGCAUCGCAGCAGAGAGAGAUGUGUCUCGAAAGCCAGCGACCACUGUCAUCGGAGUGAUGACAGAUCGCAACGUGAUACACAGCGGUCGGCGGGACAGCCACAAUGACAUAUACCGCGAGGCUGUGGGUGACAGUGACGACGCGCUGUUUGCGCUCGAUACGCGCGGUGAUCGUCUCAUUUGGCAAUUUGGGACGAACGACGCACGCCGCGUGCCAUCUUACCAUCGCUACAGACAUGGCCGCAGUAUCUUAGGCGCGCGGGAACGGUUUACCUUUGUUCAAGACGGCUCCAAGGUGAUAUUCGGUGCUGAAUCGAAAUCUGCUGAAGGAUCUGUCUUCAGUGAUAAGAACAACUCUCUGCUGCGCCGCGUCCUACAGAGCUCGACCAAAUCAGAACCAAGUCGCGAACAUGGUGUGUCCCUAAGGCGUCGAAAACCAGCCGUCAUGUUCAAAAACGACAAUGAGGCGGCAAAGGAAAGCGAGUUCGUCUCUCUGCGUACUACCAAGAAGCGGAGACGUGGACCAGAAUCUGAAAGCGAUGACGACGAGGCCGACUCUAGUCAGAGUACCAACAGCGAUGAGGAAGAUGAUUCUGAAUCCUCCUCCGCCUCGUCAGACGACGGCUUGGAUGCAGAAGAAGAUGGCUUUUUCACCGCGAGGGAUGACGCACACAGCACAACCAGAAGAAAGCUUGCCGAACUAAACCAGCGGGUGAAGGACGACCCUCAAGACGUCGACGCAUGGCUAGAUCUUGUCGACCUUCAAGAUCAGCAAAGCCUUCUCCUUGGAAACGACCAUGGCGAUCAAAUCUUAGGAACCAGCGGUGGACCUGCUAAAACUAAAGAAGAGAUCUCUGGUAUUUCGUCGGUGAAGAUGUCAAUUAUCGAGUCAGCCCUUCGGCAGGUCCACUCCCCAUCUGCACGCGAACGACUAGAGCUUGCGAUGAUGCGAGAGGGGGCCAAAGUAUGGACACCGAAGCGUCUGGCACAGCAAUGGGCCGAUCUGGCCCGAAACAAUGCUUCUGGGAGCGGCCUGAGCUUUCUGCUGUGGAAAGCUCGCCUUGACUUCGAGAUGACCAACUUGUCUACGUUGACGGUUGAUGGUAUCAAGCUCUUUUGCGUAGAGCGCUUGCGGGCACUGGAAGUCGAAGCGACUGCUCUCACGAACGACGCUGCAAAAGGGGCCGAAAUCUACUCCCAAAUCAUUUACGUCUUCCUGCGUGUAACUCGAUUCAUGUACGAUGCUGGCUUUAGAGAUCUUGCAGCUGCGGCAUGGCAAGCAACUCUGGAGUCAUCCUUUGCACGGCCGUCUACGGAAGUUGAGGGUGCCAGCCUUGGCCAGUUCUGGGACAGCGAAAUCCAACGCAUUGGCGAAGAGGGGGCACAAGGGUGGCGAAGCUAUGCGGCCAAAAUACAAGCUGGCGAAGACGCCGAGGAGGCCCUGUUGGACUACAAUGUAGAAACCCAAAGCCUCCCAACUCUGGACUUUGCAAAGCUUGCAAAAUCUGCGUACCGGGAGGAGGCCAGCGACAUGGACGAGUACAAACCUCUCUUUGAAGCAUGGGUGGUUGCUGAACGACAACGGGCAAAUUUUGCCAAGCUUCCGGCGAGAGUCAUUGACGACAUUGACGACGGUGGGUUCGAAGACGUCUUUCGUGUCGCCGUCUUCUCGGACCUCCGUGCGCUUUUAUUUCACAUCCCAGACUCCCUACUGCCCAUAUUAAAGCCGGUCCUGGUCGACGCAUUCCUGCUCUUCUGCCAACUCGCGCCGGCAUUUUCCACGAGCAGUUGGAUUGAGACCGCCCGCAACGAUCCUUUCCUUGCUAUUGUUGUCCUCUCAGGAGAAGGUGGUGUGAACGGUAUAAAACUUGAAGCCCCACAGGAGGGCCCGGUGGAUGAUCUCGACACCGCGGGUCGGAGCCCGCCGGAACUGUUUUACGACGGCAGCCACAUUGUCAGGACCUCCGACGUGCUCUUCUCACAUCCUCGCUGGUUCCGAUAUUUGCCCGACUGGCUCCGCCAGCAAAACCCAGCUGCUGUAGAGGCACCGGUGCCACCUUCAUGGGUGGCCAAUACACUACGCCAACUUGUUCGGCUGUUCGGGUUCAACGAACUGGCGUUAUACAGUCUUGCUGUUGAUGCUAUGGUCAACCCGACUGCCGUCAAAAAGGCGGCCCGAACACUCAUCAAGCAAGAUAUAUCAAACACUGCUUUAUACGAGGCAUACGCACAGGCCGAGGCUUCACGCGGGAACGUUGAUGUUGCCCGCACUGUAUUAGCAUCUGCCACUACCGGUACGGGUAUAGCAAAUGUCGAGGCUGAAUUGACCUUGCGCCAAACCUGGGCCUGGAUCGAAUUGGAGAGUGGACAAAAGAACGAUGCGGUCCGUCGUCUUGCCUUGCAGUCUGCCACUCGUGAAGACACCCUACAUACGCCAGUAACGGCCAGGGAAGUAAACCAGCCCAUAUCACCGGCAGAGUCACUACGGCUUCGCCACACGCUUCGUACAGGUAUGGAGUUUGGAAUUUCAGCAGGAUAUGCUCGGCGGGCCGCUCUGUUCGCUCAGUCUUUUGUGCUCUUUGAGUACCUGUCUUCCACGGACCAUGAGAAGGAACUGCCACAGAAACACCAGUCGAAACAAGGAAAUAUAUUAGCUGCCAUGGCUAUUGCGACCACAUUUUCGGAGGAAAUGCAGUCCCGUGGUUAUGCAGCGACCGUCGUUCACGAACAGUUCCUCCAGUGCGUAGCCCGCAUUAUUUACUUCCAUGCCACGCAUGGGGCAUACCGCCCGACCGAUUUACAGGCGCCCCUGCAGAAGAUGGUCACUCUGUUUCCUCAAAACGGCAUCUUCCUGCGUCUAUUUGCUUGGAUCGAUCCGGCAUCGACAUCGGGUUUGUCGCAGCUGCGGCCAGACAACCCCCUCCAGAUGAUUUUGGACACGGUCGUACUUACGCAGGAUAACGAUUGUCCGAGCAGCCGUGCCUUUGUUAUCCGACAUGCCCUGCAGUCGGGCCACGGCCAAGGUCACGCAGCUCGCGCAGCGUUUGAGCGGGCGCUGGGCGGCAGACACGGCAGCAGCGAUUACAACCUCACAUGCUAUGGCAACGCACGGCUCUGGCAAGCAUUUGUCCACCUGACGGCUGUGGAGGCCAUGGCAUCAGCGACUGUGGCGGCCCGCCGCGAUGGCAGGGGUGUCCGGGUGCGUGGCGUGGACAAGAAGAUGGUGGCGCUGGCCAAGGACGUGUACUAUCGCUCCGUACGGGCCUGUCCGGGUGCCAAGGAUGUGCUUCUGGAAGCCUUUGGGCCGAACACGGGGUUGGUGGCAACGUCGUCUGAAGCCGGCAUGUUGCCGAGCGACCUACGGGCAGUGUUUCAAACGGUGGUGGGCAAGGGGUUACGUGUGCAUAUCGAUCUAGUCGAGGCGCAGGAUCGAGUGAGCCAAGCAUUAAACAACCUUUCGAAAUGA